Molecule: messenger RNA, 7565 nt
Organism: Hermetia illucens (black soldier fly)
Lineage: Eukaryota; Metazoa; Arthropoda; Insecta; Diptera; Stratiomyidae
Exons: 6
Coding region: 310-7332 (2340 amino acids)
Biological process (GO): septin ring organization; actomyosin contractile ring assembly; mitotic cytokinesis
Cellular component (GO): actomyosin contractile ring
Source: RefSeq, a predicted model, not a curated record
UCGCGCAACAGGUUUUCUCUCGGUGUUUCGUUUUGUUUGAAAUUCAACCUUUUCCGACGCCAGCGGAUCCCGUAAGAAUUUAGAUUGUUUAUUGCAAGGUUUAUCGUUUUGUGAACUAAUUGCGAAAGUGCACGUUGUAUUUUUAGCGCUUUAGUUAUUGCUUUGUGUGUGAUUUGCCCAUUUUGUGUUCCAUUUGUGCUUUAGCUGCUUGAGAAGUUCCGUGUUCGUCAUGUGAAUACGCUUGGCUCCUAGUUGAGUGACGAAAUUGGCUUUAUUUAGAUCCGAUAAUGAUCUCAGCAAACAGUUAAGAUGCGAGACACAGUAAAGUUUGAUCCGUCAAUUCCAGAUCGCCAGGUUACGGGCGAGUCCUCCACGUCGCAGCACACAUGCAGUAGCGCCUCCCAGACGGAGUAUCUGGAUGUGCAAUCGCUUUCGUCUGCGUCUUCGUACAUGGCGCUGCCGAGUCUUAAGCAUGGCAAGAAGCAUAUUCCGUUGAGUGCUCUGGGGCCGCCGGGGCCGUCGUCUCGGCGAACCGGUUGCUCCCACAGUCACUGCCGCUGCGAGGAGGAAUCCAUCAUGCAGAAUAUGUGCAACAAGCGCAAUGAGCGGCUGAGCAAACCAUGCAAAGAUGGGUUCUGCUAUUGCUUCACGAGCGACAGCGAAGACUUUCGCAAAGACCCCGGCACCUCAGCGGGCCACCACCGGUGCAAGGCGCUCCGGAAGGAAUAUGCGUACCAUUUGCCAACGGAAUCAGAUUGCUCGGAAAUUGUGUCGUCCGAUCAGUACUUCGCCGAUAAACAGAAGGAAAAGAAGAAGAAAAGGGUGUCGUUGCCCCCGGAAAUCCUGGAGUCGGGGACGAUCAACAGGCAAAACGGCUCGGCAGGCUGCGGCCAUAAAGACGGGAAAUGUAGCAAUGAUAAUUGCCGGAGGAGACCAUUCCUAGCUACGAACAAGUUCCAGGAGUUCCAUUGCUCUGACAGCGAUGCGCCGCUUAUUCACAUAGUCCAGGAAGUCCAGAGGAACGUGGUGGUCUCGGAGAUCCGCAUUAAUCGCAGCAAAUUGAAGAAAUCGAAAGUUCGUAGUAAAAGUGCUGGCAGGUCCGGCGAUGGAAGCAGAAAUGCAGAAACUAGUACUAGUGAAAAGAUAAUCAAUGUCGAAAAUCUUAUCGACGGCAAUGGAGGGCAAGUUCCAGAGAAAUUAUCUAACAAAACGGAGGGGAAAGAUGCCAGUACAAACACAACUGCUCUAAAAAAUAAAGAAAUGCAAUCACGUGCAACGAACGUCCCAAGUCAAUCAGAAGACGAUGGUAUACGGACUGAUCUCAUUAAAGCCAGACCAAGGUCAAAUAAGUUAAAAGGCGGUCGUUUACUUAUGAAACGUGUUGGGCCAGAUGUGUCUUAUAGGCCAAUUAUUGGUCCGCCUCGAAAGCCGCCAAGAAAUUUCUCAAGUUCACCUGAUUGCAGCUCUUCAGAUAUCAGCGCAAUGUCGAUAGGAGACCAACCAACGAUGCCAGCCAGUUUUCGUUUGCCGCAAGAAACAGACGAUUCAUUCAAUGGAAAGGAUAAUUCCAAAAAGGUUUCAGAUGAUUCCUUGAAUAGUGUUAUGAAUCAAAAGCCGAAAGUGACAAAAGUAACAUUUGACAAAUUGAGUGGGAAAGUUGAUUCAAAUGGAGCUGGAACAAGCCCUCCUACUUCAGAAGGAGGAUAUUCUAGACCUGCUGUUGCUUCUUCGAAUAUAGCAGAGGAAAGCUUUGAAACUGGUCCGAGCUCUCGACAGGAGUUCAUGCCUACUUGCCCACCUUACAGUGAAAUAGUGUCACCGGAUACCACGGACAUUAAUGAACUGCUCCGUAUGCUUCCAAGUGUUCCGACUGGACCCGUUAUUGUCAAUGAUUCAUUGAAUAAGCUUAACAUUGAAUCUGCUACUCAUCCUAAAAACAUUGAAUUUGCGGAGGUAAAUGUUGUCCCUGCCGGCGAAAUACCUAACCCUGAGCAAGUUGGUUGGGUGCCUCCAGCUGUUUACAAUAUGCUAAGUAAUGAAACAGCAAAUCAGAAAUUUGUGUCUCAACAUCCCGUGGCAGAACCUCAACAAGUUGGUUGGCAACCUCCACCAAGGCUUCAGAUCGACACAGUGGAUAGUGGACAAAAAACAUCGGAAAAUGAGAAUUCGCACAAUUUCGCUGAGAACAUGGAAUUGAAGAGCACACCGGUGAAGCCGGAUAUUCCCAGAAAUGAAAUGACUCCGAAAAACAUUCUUCGGGAAAAAGUUAAGAAUUUGCCGCAGCCGCCUUCGAAGCCGCAGCGUCAGAAUCAAACACCGAAAAUGGCUACUGUGAGAGAGGUGAGCCCUUCGGGAGAGGAAGAAUUAACAGUGAUCUCUUCCGAACCCAAGGAUAGUGCUCUUUACCCUAAACUGUCAUCUCCUAUUCCUGUAGAAAGCAACCCCAUUGUAAAUCCCAUUUCGGUGAAGCCUAAGGAAUCAAUAUCUGCUGCAGAAAGUGUGACUGUUGCAACAACAGUCAAGGAUUCUGUAACAGAGAAGGAAUCUACAACAGCUAAGGAGCCUGCCAGUACGCCUGCUGGUAAAAGCUUUCAAAAGAGAGCUUUGAAACAUACGAAAAGCUUUCUCGAAUCACUUGGUUUUUCGAAAAAGAAAGAUGGGAAAGACGACCGAAAAAGUUCCAAUAAAGAGGCAAAGGAACCUCCAAAAAUGGUGGAAACGGUUGCAACACAAACCAACGAUACGUUGGUAUUGCAAAGUAGGCGUUUGAAUUUUGAUUAUGCCUCGGACGAUACUUUGAAUAGGCGUUCGAUAACGCCAAUUGCUGGGGAAGAUGUAUCUGAAGUUGCGAAACCAACUCAUCAUUCAGAUGACGGUUUUGAUUUUAGCCGAAAAGUACAGUCGCCUAGACCAGAAAGGAGCUCACAAAGAAAGCCCUUUUCUCCAAGGAAUUUUCUUAAAAAUCUUCAAACUGGCAAUGAGAAAGUAGGGCACGACGAAAGUUACAAAUCGUAUGCAUCGGAUUUGAGUGAAGAUUUUACUGUAGCUGUGCAAGAUCUUUUGGGAAAAGCACGAGCGAAAUUAGAGGGCGAAACGACGGCAGCUGAGACGGUAACUAAUACAUUGACGGACGAAUCGGUGGCAGCUUGUACGAUAGCAGCGCGAGCUGAUGUGCAUCCAGAACCGGUAUAUGCUGAAAUACGGGAGGUGGAUGAUGAUGGAAGAGCUAGGUUAGAUGUUGCUUCUAAAGAAACGUCUCACCAGGGCCCUGAUAAGGAUAAAAUUGUUUAUGCUAAAGUUGUGAAGAAAGGUGGUAAACAGACGCCGUUGAGUCCUCAUCGUCCAGCACCUUUGCCUCCGGGAGAUCUGUCUGAUAAAGAACAGGGACAACGGUCUGGACACUCUUCUGAUGGUCAGGAUAAACCUGGGAGUUCAGGGACGUUUAAGCAAACUUCUCAACCAAGAGAUUCACAAAGCAACAUUCAGGAAAGAAGUGCACCUUCAGAUGGAGGGCAUGCGGAGUCUUCUCAGUCAAGCUUGCCAACGCAACUGCCUAGAGGGUCUCAGCCAACUCAAAUUGUAAAACCAGCCAAUCGUCCGAAACAGAGUCCCCCUCCAGUUCCCGUUGACAUGUCCAAAGCUCCUGCCCCGCAGAUUGUUAGGCUUCCAACGCCUCCACAUCAUUCACCAUCGCAUUCGCGUCGAUCAUCCUCAUCGACUUCAUCAUCCCGAGGUCUAUUCUCGCCCCAUUUAGAUGAGUUUUUCUCGCAUGGUCCACUUGAAGAAGUCGCACCAACUCUUUUUGGUAGGCAGCGUUCAUCGCCAGGCCCAAUUGAUUCAGAUUCUUCAGGAGGUGGUAAUUUAAAACGUGUGCCUCCAUCGGGCUUACCACAACAAAGUGGAAAUCGGGCGCCACCGAUUAACAGGCACGGAACAGAUGAAAAUUAUCAUGAUGAUAACUUCAAACAACAAAAGCCUGCAAAAAGGGGUAUCACCUCAGAGGUUGAAUAUGCCAAUAUUCCAAGUGAACGCUUUCAUCAAAGUGACCGUCCCUCAGGAACAACACCCCAAGUAGGCCAUCCAACACAUUCCACUCAACAAGGACAUAUAAGAACUAGAAGAAGUGCUCAAGAGCCAUACUCGACUGACUUGAUUCAAGCUGAACGAAAUCACCCAUAUGGUCCGCAAUCAGCCAUUCAUAUUAAUCCAUCUGAUCCGCAGCAUUUUCAAUCGCAAAAUCUACGAAUAACACCGAGGUCCUCACCGCAGGGUCAAUCAUCACCAGAUCAGGAUGAUUUCCGAGAAGUCUAUGGUAGUGUUAAUCCUGAGGAGUAUUCGGGUGUAGGAUCGCAAAGCUUUUAUUCUAUACAGAGUGAUCAAUAUGGUACUCCUAUGGGUUGGCAUCAAGCACAACCUAUUCCAGGACAACCUACCCGUCAUAAUCGCCCCCAACAACCAACAGUCCAUUUUGCUCCUGGAACGGGGAAUCAAGCGCAGCCGAUGCCAUUUCCUCAUCGAAGCGACCAUGCAGAGAAUCAGGGCCAUAUGGCAGGCCCUCAUGGUUGGCAUCAAAUGCAACAACCUUCGACAACGAAUGCACCGCAUAAUUUGCAAGCAGUUGGUUCUACUGCGAAUCAAAAUGAAGCCAUUAGAGUGCAGCCUCAAGGAUGGCAUCAAACUCAGCCCACCUUGCCACAAACUCGUGACGUUCAUCAGCCUCAGCCUUCUUCUAUCGCGACUCGUCAUAUUCAUCAAGAACAAAUUCAAAGGGACAUUCUGCCAGAAGAUAAUGAGGUUCAACGUACAGCACCUGUCGUUUAUCCGAAUAUCGUCCGAACACAACCUGUUAUGCCAUCUGUGGAAGAAGAAUUUCGAGAUCUUCCAGAGUAUUCCCCUGCUACUGUUCAGUCGACCCAUCAGUCUGAAGAUGUUGCACCCUGCGUGCCUGCAAGAAGACGUAGAUCUGUCGAAGAUCCGAAAGUCAAUUCGGGACCUAAUCAGUCAGAAGUACAUAUUGUAGAACGCGCUCAAGUAUCAAGAAAAUCUGACUAUCAGGAUCAGCAACAAAGUGAAGAUUCUCUUCACAAUAAGAAACGAAAUAUACGGUCUACUAAUGAUCAUCCUAUAACUUCGGAACGUCAAAAUGUUCCAAUGACGCCUCAUUCUAGCAUUCGACCACAAGAGGUGGAUUAUGUAGCUAUGCUUCCGUCGCCUCCCCAAAACAUCAGCAUGGGUAAUCCACCUGUAGUAGAGUACGGUUGGCCAGCGUCUGGCGCUACUGUCACUUACCCAGCAUCAUCUGCGACUAACAUUCCAUCAACAUCAUUUAUCACAACUGCAGGUGUUAGCCAACCAACAUUUUCUGCAACAGAUGCCACUCCGUCAACAUCAUACACAACAGUUGCAGAUGCCAUUCCAUCAACAUCAUUUGCAACAGCGACUCUCCAAGCGAAUUCUGAGCAAUUCAUAGAAACAGAGCGUCCGUUAACUUCUUCCACUCCCCAGCCGCCAGCCACCGUAGAACCAAUUCCAUCGACUUCUUUCAAUAAUAGCCACGAAAAAGACAGUCCCCCUAGAGCUCGAGUUCUAAGUAAGUCAGAUUUGUCUCAAACUAGUGAUAUUUUCCUAGAAAAUUUGCAUCAUAAAAAUGUAAAUGUUACACAAUAUUCGGAUCGUUCGGACGAUGAAAAAAGGAGCAAUUUGGAUUCGCCGAGGGCUGUGGCUCAAUUCUUCUAUUAUGAUAGCAGUACUGGAAAUGGGGAAAGCAGUAACAGCUCUUUCUGUAGAGAUCCACUUGGUAGCAGGCGGCAGACGAGCGACGGGGAAUACGAAGAUCCUUGCUGUGGAGAGAAUUGCCCGCAUCUAAAACCAGUUGGAUAUGAUACCGUCGACUUUGAGAACGAGUCGCCGGAAACUGGCAGUUUCAAAUCAUGCCGAUCUUGUCAAGAUAAGGAUGAAAACAUGAAUAAUUCAACAUCCAAAGACCUAAAUUUGGCUGAAAAUGCAAAACCAGCGAAUAGAUACGCAAGUCUAAGACAUAGACUGCGGGCAUCAUUCCGUAAAGGCAGAAACUACUUUAAGAAGAAACGCCUUUCGUUGGUUCAUGAUCGCAGUACAAAAUCCGAUAAUGAUACACGCAGUCGUAAAGAGGAUUCGUUUAGCCAAGAACGCAAGGGUGAAUCAGAUUUUGAAGUUGAUUAUAUUUCAGCGAUGGAAUUGCUUAAUGAGACUGCUAAGGAUGCAUCGGUGAAGCGUCAACUGGAGCAGACAGUCAGUAUCUGUCGAAAGUUUCCAGAAUUCGAAAUGUCUCCAGAAAUGGUUGAGGCUGAAAGAUUAUUACUAUAUUCGUCUUUGAAAGAAAAGUCGACACAUUUCUCGAAUGAGAGUCUUUCUUCUUAUCGGAGCACGCCGAAGGAUUUCAUCAGUGGAAGUGUUUGUGUAACCUCAUUUGAAAUCCCCAUUAAACCUGACAUUCAUCAUGACGAGUUUUUCAACUACUUUUACAUUGGAGUGUUCACUCGUGGUCAAGAUAUACGAUCAACACAAUCGGCUGAAAACGUGGAUAAUGCAGUUUUCUUUUCAAAUUGCAACAUGUUGUUUGAGAAUCUUUCAGCGGAUUUUCAGAUAACAGUGGAUUUAUAUGUUCUGCGGCUCAGGAAGUUGUCAUCGCCACCAACACAGAAUGAUAAUACGCCAGUAACGAUUCGAAAAUCUUCGUUAUCAGACUCCCAGGAGGAAGUUGUGUCUCGCUUCCGAAUGCAUGGCAAUUUCAAUAUCAGUGCUUUAAAUUUGGCUCCAUUCGAGGUAGAAUCAGAUCAAGACAAUGUCACUCGCAACGAAGAAUUCUAUUUGGUCUCGAAUAAUAUUUUCACUUUGCCCAUCAACCUAUUCCCUCGAAACAUAAAUCUCACCAAUGAAGUGUGGCUUACUGCAAGUGCGACUUACUGUUUCAAGAACUUCGAAAUAAGUGGAUUUUUGAAUGUUGGCGAAGUGAAUGGAAAGUUGGAUUGGAAUAAGCGAUGGUGCCAAAUUGACGCUCUAACAUUGUACUUCUGGAAUUAUCCCCAAGAUUGCACAGAAGUCAGCCCAAUCUUGAAGCUUGAUCUGACGAAAUGUGUUUCAAAUCCGAUAAGAAGUGCAAAUCGUGAGAUCUGUCCAAAACCAAGGUCGUUUCAGUUAGAGUUCCAGAAGUCGGGAAACGAAAGCAAUAUAGACAGGAGCAGCCAAAUAUUUCUUUUUUCAGCGGAGAGCCAAGAGGAAUAUAACUAUUGGGUGAGAAACUUGAAUGAUGUCCUUGAAUUCAUGCGGACUUGGAAAGUCCAGGUGCAAUAGUAAGUAGGAAAAAUGUUCUAAUUUAGCUGCCUUAAAAUGCAAAUCAGUGAAGGCAAAAUUGCGACAAGCGAGGAUUGUGGGAGCGAUUUGAUGUCUUCAAAGGGAGUAUUUCGAGUUUCUGAAACACACGCCGCAAUUUUGACUUAAUUGAUCUGUGACCUCGAUGUGAGCUUCCUAUUUUCCAAGAGUAAUGUCUCAAUCUACAACUUAAUAAUCGAUAACUGAAUUAUGUU